This is a messenger RNA of Trypanosoma brucei brucei TREU927, 1392 nucleotides long. RefSeq names its product replication factor A 51kDa subunit. The transcript has a single exon. Gene Ontology annotation, molecular function: DNA binding. The coding region runs from base 1 to 1392 and encodes 463 amino acids. Gene Ontology annotation, cellular component: nucleus. The record is from RefSeq and is a predicted model, not a curated record. Lineage: Eukaryota; Euglenozoa; Kinetoplastea; Trypanosomatida; Trypanosomatidae. Gene Ontology annotation, biological process: DNA recombination; DNA replication; DNA repair.
AUGCAGCAGCCAUCACAACAACAGAUUCAACCAAUCGAUUCCUUGUCGCCAUUCCUUGGCGGCAAGUGGUGGAUUCGCGCUCGCGUGACGGACAAGUCUGAAAUACGAACGUGGAAUAAACCAACCUCACAGGGGAAGCUGUUUUCUUUUACGCUCAUUGACGAGUCUGCUUCUAUCCGAGCGACGGUAUUCAAUGAGGCCGUCGACAUGUUCAAUCCCCUCAUAGUGAACGGACAGGUUUACUACUUUAGUGGGGGUCAGGUAAAAAAUGCCAACCGUAAGUUCAGUAAUGUGAAUAAUGACUACGAGUUGAGCUUUGACAACACCUGUCAAAUAUCAGCAGCAAGGGAUGUCGUUAGCUCGUCGAUUCCCCUACAGCGGUAUAACUUUGUGCCAAUUGCCAUCCUCAAGCAACGAGAAGUCGGUUCUUUAGUCGACGUGCUGGCUGUUGUGUUGAAUGUGGAGGAAUUGGGCACCAUCGUACAGAGAUCAACUGGUCGUGAGUUGGUCAGACGCACCGUGAAGGUUGCCGAUUCCACCGCGGGGAUUGACGUCACCCUGUGGAACGAAAACGCCAAAGAGUGGCCACAUCAACCUGGCACCGUACUGGCAAUGCGGCAACUUAAGGUGGGGAGUUUUGAUGGUGUAACGCUCUCCACAACAAUGCAGUCAUCGUUUGAUGUUAAUCCAAACAUCCCUGACGUGAAGAAGCUUCGUGAAUGGUUUGAAUCUACGGGUGGACGGGACGUCAGUUCACUUUCAAUGCAGGGAAAUAAUGCUUUGGGGCUCGCGAGCAGUGGAGAAACCUACCGCGGCUACAAGUACAUUGAUGACAUAACGACUGAGGGGCUCGGAAAAGGCCCGAAGCCGGACUACAUCGAUUUGCGUUGCGUUCCUGUUUACCUCAAACAGGAUACACAGUGGUACGAUGCCUGUCCACAAUGCAACAAGAAAGUGAUGCUCGAAGGGGCAAUGGGUGAUCGCUUCCGUUGUGAGAAAUGUGACCAAUCUAUUGUACCAACACAACGGUACUUGGUGUCUAUUCAAGUCACAGAUAACGUUUCGCAGGUGUGGCUCACGCUCUUUAAUGAGUCGGGAGCCGAGUUCUUUGGCAUGACGGCUCCUGAACUAAAAAGACGUCAGGAGGAGGAUCCCAUGUUUGUGACAAAAGUGGCCCAGAUGCGCAUGAACCGUCCUGUGCUCAUGCGUCUUCGUGUGAAGGAGGAGGGUCUCGGUGGCAAUGAAGAUUCGGAAAGGGUGCGCUUAAAUGUUGUGCGCAUUACGGAGUUUAUGCCGCUGGACACCGUGACGGAGGAUAAGCGACAAGCCAUGGCGGCACAACUGCGGCAGGAGUGCGACGAAAUGAUUAAAUGCAUUAAUGCCUACUUGUAA